Messenger RNA from Prunus armeniaca (apricot), 423 nucleotides. NCBI's taxonomy places the organism in Eukaryota, Viridiplantae, Streptophyta, Magnoliopsida, Rosales, Rosaceae. The record is from the annotation of a GenBank genome assembly.
AUGAGUGUAAAUGGAGAUGUGUAUGAGAAAGGUAAAGCAGGAAGCAGACCAACAUUUGAAGUAGACCUUCCAGAAGCUGAGGUUGGAAAGGUUCGAUUGAGAUUUGCGCCAGAACCCAGUGGAUUUCUUCACAUUGGGCACUCAAAAGCAGCUUUGUUGAAUCAGUAUUUUGCUCAAAGGUAUCAGGGUCAGCUUAUUGUGCGAUUUGAUGAUACAAAUCCUGCUAAAGAAAGCAAUGAGUUCGUGGACAAUCUUCUCAAGGAUAUUGAGACUUUGGGUAUCAAGUAUGAAACAGUUACCUAUGCUUCAGAUUACUUCCCUCUGUUGAUGGAAAUGGUUGAGAAUUUGAUUUGCCAGGGCAAAGCAUAUGUUGAUGACACACCACGUGAGGAGAUGCAAAAGGAAAGGAUGGGAUGGCAUUGA